This is a messenger RNA of Magnusiomyces paraingens, 2205 nucleotides long. RefSeq lists its product as uncharacterized. Gene Ontology annotation, molecular function: actin lateral binding. NCBI's taxonomy places the organism in Eukaryota, Fungi, Ascomycota, Dipodascomycetes, Dipodascales, Dipodascaceae. Gene Ontology annotation, cellular component: cell junction; cell projection; actin filament bundle. The transcript has a single exon. The record is from RefSeq and is a predicted model, not a curated record. Gene Ontology annotation, biological process: actin filament bundle assembly; actin cytoskeleton organization. The coding region runs from base 1 to 2205 and encodes 734 amino acids.
AUGUCUUCAUAUUCAUACAGAUCUUCUAAUUCAUCAAACAGAGAACUACCAGCUUGGGUUGCUACCCAGCAAAAGGCCUUUAUGCGUUGGGCAAAUACAUACCUGCAGUCACAAGCAAUUCCACCUCUCGAAAACCUUGCACCAGACCUCUCAAACGGAGUUCGUUUGAUCCAGCUCCUUGAAAUCAUUGGAGGAGAGUCUCUGGGUCGCUACUAUCCUAAUCCCAAACUCCGUGUUCAAAAAGCUGAAAAUGUCAAUACUGCUCUUGACUUUAUUAAACAUCGUGGUGUUAUGGUGUAUAAUAUCGGAGCUGAGGAUAUUAUUGACGCCAAUCUUAAACUUGUGUUGGGUCUGCUUUGGGUCCUCAUUCUCCGCUUCACCAUCUCAGACAUUAACGAAGAAGGUCUUUCGGCAAAAGAAGGUUUACUGUUGUGGUGCCAACGCAAAACUGCCGGAUAUGAUGGUGUCGAUGUCCAAAAUUUUUCAACCUCAUGGACCGAUGGCCUAGCAUUUUGUGCGUUGUUGGACCGACACCGCCCAGAUCUUAUCGACUAUAACAAACUUGACCCUGACGAUCAUCGCGGCAAUAUGGAACUUGCUUUCCAAAUUGCAUCUGAAGAAAUUGGUAUCCCCCAGUUGCUCGACGUUGAAGACAUUUGUGAUGUCGCCAAACCCGAUGAGCGAUCAAUCAUGACAUAUGUCGCUUAUUGGUUCCACGCCUUUUCUUCCCUGGAUCGAAUUGAAACAGCAGGCCGUCGCGUGGAAAAGUUUGUAGAAGUCACCGGCUCCGCUCUAGAAAUGCAACACUCGUAUGAAAAACGCGUGAGCGCACUACUGGCUGCAAUGGAGGCAAAACAGGCUGCGUGGCUUAGCGCACCAUUUGACGAUACAUAUAUUGACGCAAAGGCUCACCGCACAGAAUUCCUCAAUUAUAAGCGUACGACCAAGCGUCAAUGGAUCACAGAAAAAUCAGAGCUCACUUCUUUACUUGGCAACAUUCGUACCAAGUUAGCUACCUAUGGGCUUUGUGAAUACCAUCCACCAGAGGGUCUGCGGCUCAUUGAUCUAGAGGCAGCCUGGCGCACGUUACUAGCAGCUGAAGCCUCACAGGCAAAACGCAUCAACAACAAACUGGGUGAAAUCAAGGAACUGCUACGAAAACGGUUUGCUGAUACUGCAAACGAAUUUGCGCUUUCACUAGAUAUGGUGUCACUGCGAAUUAGUGAUCUUGAUGGCGAGCUUGAAAAACAAUUGCUAGGAAUUACCGAUCUCAGCGAUAAGAUCAAGCCUCUUGAUAGCACACUUUGUGAGCUACGAGACCUUGACGCACAAUGCCAGGAGGCUGGUGUUGAAGAAAACGACUACACAGUCUACUCUUACGACGAGUUGGAGUAUGAGCUGGGACUGGCGAAGCAGAGCGUGGUCAAGAAACUAGCCUUUAUUGAAAAUCAAAUUGUGGCACGCAGCAUGACCAAUCUAACACCAAUCCAACUUGAGGAAUUUGAGUCUGUGUUUCGAUUUUUUGACAAGGGCCAUCGCAACGCUCUUCUUGAGAGCGAGUUUUCCGGCGCGCUGGCAUCGCUGGGGCUUAUUUACACGGAAGAAGAAAUGCAUGAUGUUUUCGAGCUUGCCGCUGGCAUUUCUCAGUCACAAACCCACACAAGUGCAUCAACUGAAUCAUCGGAAUCGUCAUCUUCUUCGACUGAUUCUUCUCCCUUUUCACGAUCUUCUUCUUCUUCCUCUCACACUACUGUUUCCUCCAAACAUGACCGGGAUAGUAACGCUUCCUCAUCCUCUACUCUUUUACACCCAAAAUCGAUAGACCAACGACAUGCAAGCCAUCGGAGCUCAACUCACUCAAUCGAACAGGCACUUCCUUCAGUAUCGUUUGAACAAUUUAUUAAAUUUAUGGUUGAAGUUACUGAGGACCAACAGACAGCCGACCAAGUCUUGCAGUCAUUUGUCGACAUUGCUGAGGGCAAAGCCUAUGUCACAGAGCUUGACUUGCAAAAUUCUCUGGUUCCAGAUUCUAUGAUUGAUGUCCUGGUGCGCUCCAUGCCUCUUCAUGAGGAGUUUGCUCACGAGCAGGAAUCGGAUGCGGCUCUUCAGAGAGAGGGUAAAGGCCUGGACUAUAUCAAGUAUAUGCAAAAACUCACAGGCGUCGAACUCACUAUCCCUUUACGACAAGAAGUUGAUGAAAAGUAA